CACACCUCAGCCAUGGAGCAGUUCAACAUUGAGAUCGGCAACCUCAGGUGUAAGCUGAGGUAUCAUCAGGUGGAAUGGGUUUCCCACCUCAGCAAGCUCCUGUCUGGCCCGCCGGAAGCAGCACCGCAGCCGCGGACCCACAGUGCUCCUGGCCACACAUGUCAGGCAAAGGCGGUACCGCCCCGCCGGAUUAGCUGGCUGCCGCUGCACGCAAAGGCUUUGGAACUUGGAACAGCUUGUUCCAUCGACGCCAAACCCUCUGCUACCAGAGAACGGUGCAGCUCUGGUAGCACAACUGGCGCGGGCCUCAGCCCGCUAACCGCAAAAUCAGAGAGCGGCAAGGGCGACGCGCACCGACUUGCGCCAACCGAGGCGCAAGCCCUGGGUGUCUCCAAGGAUGCAGUCCAAGCAUGGCUCCCCGAGCUGCACGCUUGGCUGCUCCUGAAGCCGGUGCAUCCGGCCCUGGAUGCGCCAACGGCCGAGGCAACACGGGUGGCACGGCAGGCAGAAAAACGGGCUGAGAAAAAACGGUUGGAGGAGGAGAAACAAGCAGAGGCGAAACGAAAGAGCCAAGCUGAGAAGAACAAAGCCCGCAACAAGAGGCGCAGAGAGUUGCGCCAAGAAGCACGCCAAAGCCAGGACCCUGAGGUCCGGCUCGCACGCGUGGCCGCCCUGGAGAAAGACAGGAAAAGGAAAGCCCAGAGCUCAGCUGCGGACAAGGGUAAAAAAGCUGGAGAAGACCAACAGGCUUUCCCAGAGGCAGAGGACGAGGAAGUAGACGCCGAACUGGCUGUGCCGGGCUUAGCAAUAGAGCGCUGGAAAGAGAGAGCCGAGUACGAGCGUCUACAGCAAAAGGAAGAGGCAGAAGUCCGCGAAGCGAAGCGGCGGAGUCUCCACGACGACGACCCACCUCUCGGCGAUGGUUCGUCGCGUGGCAGCCAGGAUGACCUGGCUGAGCCCAAGAUGAAACUCAAUUGCUCUCAGGAGCAGUUUGUGGACCUGCUGCAGGAGUACCACACUCAGCAGUUGAUUCAGCCUGAUCUGCAGCCUAAGCUUGAUCAGCCUGCUGGGGAGCCUCCUCAAGAUCAGGAUGCCCUGCCCCCUUGGGUCAUGCUCAGGGUCAGGAAUGAGCUUGCUGAGAUCCACAAAAACUUGAGCUACCACCCAGGGAUCAGUCAGGUGCCAGAUGGAGUCUGGUGGAUUCAGGUGGGCAGCCGAAGGCGCUACCAGCUUGAGCCUAAUGCUCCACCUCAGGAACCCUCAGGGCUAGCACUCUUCAACAACUCAAAUGAUACCGACAUCGUGGAGAUAGCCAAUGAUGCUCAGGGCUAUAGUAAGUCUCAGCUCCACAAGCUGGACAUGAGCCAAGAGAUUGAGAGGCUCCUCAGCAUGUCAGCAUCAGAUGAGAGGCUCAGUGAAAUGCACAGCGUACCUGAGCUGAUUGAGGACAUGAGGUCUAAGCUGCAGCUACUUGAGGAGGCAGCUAAGACUCAGGAACUCACAAUCUCCAGGCUCAGGGAAGAUGCUCGGAAAAUGGAAGAGGAGCAACAUGUGCUCAGCGCUUUGCAAUCUGGGCUGGCCAUGGGUGUGGACAGAGCUGAGUUCUACCUGCAGGUCAAGGAGGAAGAUGAGAUGGAGACUGAUAAG
Cladocopium goreaui is the source of this 1647-nucleotide messenger RNA. The record is from the annotation of a GenBank genome assembly. NCBI's taxonomy places the organism in Eukaryota, Dinophyceae, Suessiales, Symbiodiniaceae.